Molecule: messenger RNA, 9231 nt
Organism: Stegodyphus dumicola
Lineage: Eukaryota; Metazoa; Arthropoda; Arachnida; Araneae; Eresidae
Gene: Gcn2
Product: eukaryotic translation initiation factor 2 alpha kinase Gcn2
Biological process (GO): regulation of translational initiation by eIF2 alpha phosphorylation; DNA damage checkpoint signaling
Cellular component (GO): cytoplasm; nucleus
Molecular function (GO): eukaryotic translation initiation factor 2alpha kinase activity; ATP binding; protein binding
Source: RefSeq, a predicted model, not a curated record
UGGAAAUAACAGUAUAUCCAGAAGAAAGCAUGACUGGUGGUAAAGAGUGCAAUACCCAAGUAAGCCUUUAUGUCAAGUGCUCUGAAAAAUAUCCCAAUUCUCCACCUUAUAUUGAUUUUAGGAAUUCCAAAGGCAUUUCUAAUCAAGAUUUAUCGUGCUUAAAAUCAGAACUACUAAGUAAAUCAAAUGAACUAGUUGGAAGAGAAGUUAUUUUAGAACUUGUUUAUCAUACAAGAUCAUUCCUUUAUUCUCAUAAAAAGCCUCAUUAUAAUUCGUUUUUUGAUGAAAUGGUGUGUAACAAUUUGAGAAAAGAACGGGAAGAAGCAGAGCGUUUGAAAAAACAAAAACAAGAACAAGAAACUCUAGAGUAUCAGAAGCUUUUAGCUAUUGAGCAAGAAAAGCAGCGUAAGAUGGAAGCUUUGAAAGAUGCUAACAAGAGAACAAGGUUUGCAGAUGAAAUUGUUGGUGGAGGUUUCUCCAUGGGAGAUUACAGAGCACGAAAAAAUUCUGUCUCUCGUCAGAGGAGUCGGAGUACAUCCAUUGGAAAAGACAUCUGCUGUAGUGAAAAUGAACUACAAGUAGAAUGCAAAGAAAUACUGAAUACCAAACUUAAAUUUGUAGGGAGAAAGGAAUUUGCUAUCACCUGUGGACGUUGUUUAGGACAUAAUGAAAAAGGAUGUGUUACUUAUCUUGGAUUGGAUACAGCAAAUGGUACUUUUGUAUGCAUAAUCAAGUGGACAUUAAAUUUUAAUGCAAGUCAUAAACUAAAAGGGGAAGAAUGGGAUGCUCUUCAAAAGGAACAAAGCAGUUAUUUAAAACAAAUUGCUGCAAUUGAGCAGGAGUUCAAAUCUUUAAGACAAGUCAGUUAUAAACAUCUUGUGCAUUACUUGGGAAUGAAUUAUAUUUCUAAAAAAGACAAAAUUGUUAUUUAUGUGCUGCAGGAAUAUGUUUCAGGUUGUACUAUUUCCCAUAUGUCUAAUGUUUGUCGCCUCACCAUCCCACAAGUGCAGCAUUACACUCGAGAAAUUCUUGAAGCUUUGAGGUAUUUACAUGAUAAUUCUAUUGUUCAUAAAAAUUUACGAGUUUCUAGUUUGUUUAUAGACUGUAAAGGACUUAUAAGGUUGUCAGAUUAUAGUUUGGAUAAGAGAUUAUAUGAUCUGUAUAGGACACUAACAAAAGAACAAGAAAUAGACAAAUAUCCACCAACCAUAGGAAAAGGAGGGAAGAAAAGUGACAUUUAUCGACUGGGUGUGGUCUUGCUGUCUCUUAUUGAUGAAUCUCCAUUGAAAAUGUUACCUGUGAAUAUUCCAGAUUACAUCAAUCCAACUUUUAAGGACUUCCUGAAUAAAUGCUUAUUACAUGAUGAACAUGAGCGUUGGUCUGCAGAACAAUUAUUAUCACAUCCUUUCUUAGCAUUCCCGUCUGCACAUGUUAUGUUACCUAAAGAAAUUGAAAUCAAGGAUGAAGAUGAUGAUGAAAAUUCUAUAAACUCAUUAUUGAAUGAUGAAGCCAUUCAAGGAUCACGAUUGCAUAAUGAGUUUGAUAUUUUAAAGAUUUUGGGUAAAGGUGGAUUUGGGCAUGUGUGGAAAGUGAAAAACAAACUAGACUCUCGAAUCUAUGCACUUAAAAGAAUCCCUUUAAAUCCUUCAAAUAAGCAGUUAAAUCGUAAAAUCAAACGAGAAGUGAAACUUCUCUCGAGAUUAAAUCAUGAAAAUAUUGUUAGGUAUUAUAAUUCAUGGAUAGAAGCAACACCAGAAAUGGAUCAUAUGCAUCAAAAUAAUGAAAGCUUUAACCCUGGAGACAGUGUAAAAAAAACUGAGUCAUUUGGUAAAACCAGCUCAUCUGUUCAGUGGGACAUUCAUGAUAAGGCUGUGUCUUCUUCAGAAGAGGAUGAGUGUGAUGAUGAAGAUGAAGAUGAUGAUGAUUUCAUAGUUUUCAUGUCAGAAAAUUCUAAGAAUAAUAAGCAAAAUAGUGAAAAAAUAAUAAAUAUGGAUGAGAGUUCUACUGUUGAGAAUUCUACUUUAGAAUCAGAACAUGGCCAUUCAACAUGCCGAGUGAGGCAGUAUAUGUACAUUCAAAUGGAAUUUUGUGAGAAAAGUACUCUUCGAACUGCUAUUGAUAAUGGUUUGCAUAAGGAUGUUUCCUUGGUAUGGCGUUUGUUUCGUGAAAUUGUAGAAGGUUUGCAUCACAUACAUCAACAAGGUGUCAUUCAUAGGGAUCUAAAGCCUGUUAAUAUUUUUUUGGAUUCAAAAGAUCAUGUGAAAAUUGGGGAUUUUGGGCUAGCUACUGAUGUUAUUUCAAAGCCUAUUGCCAGUGAUGUACCCUCUAUUGACCAGGACAAUCCUUCUCGCUCUGAAGCAGAUGAUGGAACUCAGACAGGGAAAGUGGGUACUACAUUCUAUGUGGCUCCUGAGCUUGCAUCUUCUUUUAAAGUGAGUUACAGUCAAAAAGUUGACAUUUACAGUCUUGGCAUAAUUUUUUUUGAAAUGUGCUAUCCGCCUCCAGUGACGAAUAUGGAAAGAAACAUAAUAAUUUCAAAUUUGCGGCAUCGAGAUAUAAUUUUCCCUUCUCAAGCUGAUGAAAUCCUAACUGAUGAAAUGCGACAAAUAAUUGCUUGGCUUUUACAGCAUGAUGUUACAAAGCGACCAAGCUCUAAUGAAUUAAUAACUUCAAAAUAUAUUCCACCCUUGUUAAUGGAAGAAACUGAAUUAAAUAGUUUACUGCAUACUACUGUUUCAAAUCCCCAGAGCAGGAUGUACAAACAUAUGAUCAGUGCUUUAUUUGAUCAAGAAGUUUCAACGGAAUUUGAUUUUACUUAUGAUGUAGAUGUUUUUAGAAGCCAAAGUUUAAAAAGUAAACCUUCUCAAAUUUUCAGUAAUGUUGCUGAUUUGCUACAUAAAAUAAUGAGAAUUCAUGCUGCAGUUUCAUUUUCAGUACCAACACUCAUGCCUAAGUGUUCAGCUAUUGAAAAUGAAAACUCUGUUCAUAUAAUGGAGCAUGGUGGUGGAAUUGUGAUGUUGCCAUUUAAUUUGAGGAUUCCAUUUGCACGUUACAUUGCCAGAAGAGAAAUUGAUCAUUUAAAACGUUUUUCUCUAGAAAAAGUUUUCAGGCAGCAGAAAGUUUUUGGCUGUCAUCCCCGAGAACAGUACGAAUUUGCUUUUGAUAUUGUCUCUCCUACUCCUGAUUCCUUUAUGCCAGAUGCUGAAAUUCUGGCUGCCGUUUCAGAAAUAAUUUGUGAAUUUUCAUCUUUAGAAACAAGAAAUUACUACAUUCGUUUAAAUCAUGCAUUGUUAUUAAAAUCCCUCUUUAUGUAUGCAGAAGUUGAUGAAACACUAGAAACUGAAAUAUGUAAACUGGCUGGUGAGCAAAAGAAUAAGACUGUUACUAAAGCUUUAUUGUCUGAUGAACAAUGCAACUUUGAAAUUAGUCAACGGUCAGUCAGUAGGUUAAGUCAGUUUAUUGAACUGGAAGAAAGUAUAGAUAAAAUAUCCACUUAUUUACAUCCUGUGACACAAAAGAAAGGAAGAGCAUGUCUUUUAGCUAAAAGUAGUCUUAAAGAAUUAAAUAAUAUUGUUUCCUUAGCUCAGGCUUUGGGGGUGAAAUUGCCGAUUGUCAUAUGUCCUGGAUUAGCUCAUAAUAUUACUCUAUUUUCAGGAAUGAUAUUUCAGUGUGUGUGCAAAUUAAAAGCUUCCAAAAAGAAAAAUAAUCUGGAUAUUUUAGCUGCUGGUGGAAGAUAUGAUAAAUUAAUCCAAUCAUUUAAAUUGAAAACUUUAUCAGAAAGUGGAAAGUCAUCGAACCAGUCAGGAGUAGGUGUUAGCAUAGCUAUUGAAAGCAUAGUUGCUGCUGAAGUGGAAGCCAACGAAUCUCAAGAAUCAGGGGUGGCAGACUUUCUUAUUCAUUCUGAAGAUGCUGGUAUUUCUUCAGAGAAAGCAGCUUUAAUGAAAGAAUUAUGGAACUUAGGUAUCAGAACAACAGUUUUGUACGAUAAAAAUAUGACUUUGAAUGAUGCUGCAGACUUUUGCAGAAGUCAUGGAAUUCAGCACAUUUUAGUUUUACGAAAAGAAGAGCCAGGAAUCAUUAAAAUCCGUUCCAUUGAGAAAGACAGAGUCUAUGAGAAAAAGAUUAUCCAUUCUGAAGUAAAAGAUAAUCUACCUAAAUUAUGUCCCAAGCUUUUCACUGAAAACUGCCAGACAAAAGUUGAUAAUACUCGCAAUUUUUCUUUGGCAAAUUCUUCUUCUAAUUCUGUGUCAAUGAAUGUGCAUUUCUUGCCCCAAGAUAAAACACACAGUAAUCGCAAGCGAGAGCAAAAUAUUAGAACACAUGUCAUAUCUACCUUACAAGUCUCCUCUAGUCGAUCAUGGGAAUUGAUCCCAGUUGAUUUAAAAAUGCCAGUUAUUGGAACUAUAAUAUCUCAGUGCGAUAUUUCUGCAAGUGUUGACACAAUCCAAAGGAGUUUUGAUGAUAUUAUUGAUGAAUUUACAAAAUAUAAAAAGUAUCUUUCACAAUUAUGUGAAGAAAUCUGUGAUAUAAGAACCAAAAAAACAAAUUGUGCUAUUGUUUUAUAUAGUCUCCCAGACAAUAAUUUCAGGGUCUUGCUUUAACUUUUUUGACCUAAUUUUGUGUUUAAGAAAAGUACAAUUUUACAUGUAUAUAUAUAGAUAUAUAUUUUCAUCUUUAUUUUUUAUACAUUUCAGAUUCAAAAUGUAUUUUUCAUACAUAAAUGACCUAGUAUUGAUUGUUUUUACUCUACUAGGUUAAUACUUCAUUUUAAAUUCAUAUCUUGUUCUCACAUUGAAACUGCGAUAAUUUGAAACUUGAGAAUUAUUGGCAUCAUUAUAAUGUUUUAAUGUAUAGUAUUUUCAGAUUGACCACCAGUGGUCUAUUUGGUUCAGAGCCAAUUUUUAUGUGUUGUAAUCAUAUAGACAACUGCUGACACUUUUCUUUGGUUGUAUAUAAUUAAGUUUAUUUAUUUAUUAUUUUAAUCUUUGACUUUUCCAUCUCUCCCCCUCCCCCACCCUCAUCAUGACUAAAGAUAUAUUUGGGUCAGUUGUGAUUAAUAGCAAAUGUAUGUAAGCAUGAAUCAUGAUUUUAAAAUAUAUCGAAAGCAUUGUUUUGAAGAUUACUUCAAAAUAAUGCUCUUAAAUACAUUUACAGGCAUUUUUAUUGUCAUCUUCAGUGUUAUUUGCCUAAUGAUAGGCAUGAUUCACAUUUCAUUUUCAUUUUCCUCAAGUGUUAGCCUUGUAGUACUUGGAAUAAAUUAAUAAACUAUUAAUUUAUUUUAACUGUGUAUUAAUUAUAUUUUACAGAAAUAAUUUAGAUAUUCCUCUUUCCUUGACUUUGUUGUUCAAAACUUUUUAGCAUAACUCAAUAUAAAUACUUUCCUUCAUAUGACGGGUUCUUUGCUCAAAACAUUUUUGAUCCAGAUGGUUCCCCAAAACAGUAUCUUUUGGAUUCUUCUGCAGCAGAUAUAUCACAACAUAUGUAUGUAUCAGAAAUGCUGUGGAUAUCUUGCAAACGUGUAUUAUCUAGCAUAUCUGGAUAAUACAUAUUUGUUUAAUAUUUAUAUAGAUGCUGAAGAUUUGCCAAUAGUCAGAUAUGAAUAAGAGGUCAAAUGUAUGGCUAAUUAAAUAUAUAUGAAAAAGAAAAUUCCUUUCUGUAUUUCUCCCCCCCCCUUUUCUUUCUUUCUUUUUCUUUAAGUUAACAUUGUUGAUUUUAUGAAGUAACAAUGUUUCAAAACUUCUUUGGUCUGGACGUAUAAAUAUUUUUUAUAGUUUCAAAAUUGGUAAAAAAUAAUAUUUCGUGAGCCUUUUUUCUCAAAAUACACCUGCACUUCUUUUUAUAAGGAAUGCAUUUUUUUAAAAAAGCUCACUCUAUAUGUGUUACUAACUAGUGAAGAAGGAUACUCCUUAACCAUCCAAAAGAAGUUGUGACAAAAGACUAAACAGCUCCAAGAGAAGAUUCUAUACUUUUUAGAACAUAUUCUAGUAUAUUCUGCAUUUUUUCCAUUUAUUUUUACUGCAAUAUGCAAACAUUUAACUACUAAUACACUCAACAUAUUGCAAAAACUGUUGCUCAAUGAUUUCAACAUUAUUUUAUAUACAAUCUGGCUAAAAUAAAUUCCACAUUCAGUGGCUAGAUAGUCGAAUACUUGAUCAAGCUGGAUGUUUAAUAUGUAAUAUCCUGAUGACCUAGGUAUUUCUUUUACCACUCACCCAAAGUGCCAAGAAAAGUUUGCUGCCAUGCCAAAAACCUUUUGACCAACAGUGUAGGAAUCUUUCUGGUGUCACAAAUGUAACUUAUGAUACAGUGAACCCACUGCCAGUACAAAAGCCUUUCUUCCUCUGGCAAAUUUUUCGUUUCUUGGAAGAAUGCAAUAGCUUAGCAUGAUUUUCAUGUGAUGGUAAGUUGAGAAGUUGAAUUUGGAAGGGUGGGAUUUUAUGGAAAAAAAAAAAAUGGUACUUAUUGGUUAUAGGGACUAUAUGUUGACGAAUUCUUUUCUGAGUUAUCGGCAACACGAACAUUGGUGAUAUUUUCCGAUAUAAUUCCAUAUAUUCAAUUCAUUCAAAACAUAUUUGAAGUAUAAUGUGUUUAAUAAGUUUUACUUAAACAAAAGUGUUGUGAUCUGUUACUAGGAAUAACAACAGAUAUUCGAUACAAACUUUAUAAUCAAAAUUUAAAUUAUAAUGGUAAUGGAUAAACAUUACUUACAAACAAAUUAUUGUUCCAUCAAAAUUUGUGGCCACCUUAACUCAGCUAUUGCAGAUAAAAGUUCACAAAAUUUAUCACUAAGGGCUACACACUGCCACACAAAUUCUGCAAGAUAAGAGUCCAAUUGAUGUCUCGCAGUUCCUCUAUGCUUCUUAUUCCACCAUUUCACAGAUCCCCACAGCCUUUCUAUGGUUGCGUAUGCGCUCCAGUUUCCGGAUCUGUGAAGUUAAACUGAUGGUUCACUUUCAAAAUGAUCAAAGCCACCUUUUUCUAAUUCUCCAGUUUUGUAGCCACAACAGGACUCUGAAAAUAUCUUUGAGCCAUCCUCCGUAUGUGCAGUAAUUUCUUGGAAAAGCAUACUUGCUUUCCGAUUGGACACUGCUAUGAGAAGGCAUUUCUUCGUUUCCCAGGAAAUGCCACCAAACACCCAUUGCUCGGGUAGUAAUCAGCUACAAUUACAUUUCCGUUUUGAGAACAGACUUCAAUUACCUUUUCCUCCGAUCUUCUUCAUCAGUCACUUCUGCAAGUAUUGGAAGCAAAUUUCCCUCAUAUAAUUGUUCCAUUCUACAGAACUUUCUGGGCUGAAAUCCAUCUGACAUUAUCACAACAACAGAGAAAUAAGUUCCUCAGCCCAACAGUAAUUAAAGUGUAAGGCUUCUGUAAAUGGAAUCCUCGAUCCCCCACACCAUUCUUAAUAUGAAAACUGACAAUGUUACACUUCCAGUGGCACUUCUUAGUUACUUGUAACCACAUUGCAUGACUGUUUGGGCAAAAAUGAUUUUGUAGUAAAAUGUUUUCAUCUUAGAAGAAACAUAUAACAUCUUCUUCCUGAGCAAAUUCCAGAUUUUCAUCAUUGUCGCAAAAUAGCAGCAAAGCCUAAAUAAUGAAUAAAAUGGCACUAAAUUUGAACAAACUGCUAUUAAUAAGUUGCCAAUUUUUUAAUAUAAGCACCACCUGCAUAACCAGAAUCUGGCACUGUUUCUAUGUGUGGCUGAACUUGGUUUCAUGGUCCCUAUAACUGAUAAAUAACAAAAAAAAUCACAGUUUUUAUUAUUUUGUUUUGCUUAUGGUAUUGCUGUAUCAUUUUGUGGUGAAUGUCGCAGAACUUAAUCUUGAAAUUGACGAGUACUCUGACUUGAUAUUGAUUGAAUCAUUAUAUAUAUUAUAUGUUUUAAAUUUAACAAACAUUCUCUGUUCAUAAAAAGCAAAUUUAAAGUUAAUUAAAUUUUAAAUAAUGAAAUUUAAAAUUUAAUUUAACUUAACUAUUUAUUAUUUUGAAACAAUUAUAUGUUUUAAAGUUAGUUAAAAUGUAAAUUUAUUUUUGUAUAAAAAUGCAGGAAACAAUAAAGCACAAAUGUGCACAUAAAUCUUCAUUAUUUUAAGGUACAUUUCUCUUAUCUGUAGAAAAGAAAACAAGGAGAUAAAGAGACACAUCAGGCCGUGAUACUGAUUCUACUGCAUAUUAGGCAGUGAUACUGAUUUAGUUCUUAAAAAGACAAAAAAUGUAAUAAGCAAUUAAAUUUUGUAUGUUUGCUGAAAAGAAAAAAAGUAAAAGAAUGAAUUACAAUAUCAGAAAUAAAAUGCUAAAAAAAUUUACUGAAUUUAAUUGUAGAUUCAUUUUGAAGCAGCUCAAAAAUUAAAUUACUUUAGUUUAAUAGAAGUCAUUAUAUAUUAGAUUCUAUCUGUUUUGUUCUGAAUUUUUUGCAAACAAAGAAUUACAAAUUAAUGUUUUUGGUAGUUUUCAUUAGCAUAUAUAUCAUCACAUUUCCAUUAUGUGUGUGUUUUUUUUAAUAGCAUUACAUCUUUUCCUAAUUAUAUUUUUCUGCCUACUACUUCUAGUGGUAAUUAAAAUUGUUUUUAUAGGGAUCAUGUUCCAUCUGAACUGCAAUUACUUUCUUUGUCCUUUCUGGUGCUAAUUUUAUUUUAUUUAUUUUUUUUUACAAAUAUAUUUAUAUCUAUUAUAUAUUACAAAUAUAUACAAAUUAUUGUAACUUGCGAGCAUUGGUGGUCAUUUUGAAAUAAAAAUUUUAUUAUGUAAAAUGAAAAAAGAUUGUUCCAGGUGCAUUAAUUAGUUUAUUAUCUUAUUUAUAUGUUAUAUAUAGCUGUUCUUUGUUUUAUGUGAUUAAUAAAUUCUUCUCAUACAUAUAUACAUAUUAUUUUCAUAUACCAGAAUCACAUUAAAUAAAUAAAAGAAUUAGUAUACAAAAUCAAAUGUAUGUUAGAUUAAGGGGUCAUUUGUGUGUCCAUGCCUGAAUUUUCAGUAUUAUUUGAGAAGUCAAACUUUAAUCUUAAAUUUCAAAUGAACUUACGUUGUGCCAUUUUGAUUUUAUAUUUCUCUUUUGAACAGCUGUUUUUUAUAUGAAAUGUUAGUCUGUUCUUCCCAUUUCUUUUUUAUCUGCCGCCCACCAGCGGCCGAGCGGUAAAGUCGCUGAACACUGGUAGUUCGGUCCGUGGUUCGAAUCCCGCGAACGGGCUGGCUGCAUGGGUGUUUUCGUGGUUUUCCCCAUGUGUAACGUGUAUACG